Molecule: messenger RNA, 1737 nt
Organism: Lacerta agilis (Sand lizard)
Lineage: Eukaryota; Metazoa; Chordata; Lepidosauria; Squamata; Lacertidae
Product: zinc finger protein OZF-like
Exons: 3
Coding region: 62-1630 (522 amino acids)
Source: RefSeq, a predicted model, not a curated record
UUUCACGGAGGAGGAGUGGGCUCUGCUGGAUCCAGGCCAAAGAGCUCUGCACAAGGAAGUCAUGGAGGAGAAUCGUGAGAUGGUGGCCUCUCUAGCAGAGUCUCUGACACUCAAGUCUGAGCUUAUCUCCUUGCCUGGAACAGAAAAAUACAGGGAUGUUGUCCUGGACCAAUUGAGAGGUGGUGUAGAAGGGAAUCAGAAUUUUGAGGGAUCAUCUGUAAAGUAUUUCACUGCGAGUGAACACCCUAGCACACAUCUUCAAACUAACACUGGGGAGAAACCCUUUAAAUGUAUGGAGUGCGGAAAAAGCUUUAGUGAAAAUGGAAAACUUACCAUACAUCAACGAAUUCACACCGGGGAGAAACCAUUUAGAUGUAUGGAGUGUGGGAAGAGCUUCAGACAGUCUUCACACCUUACUGUACAUCAACGAACUCACACAGGGGAGAAACCAUUUCAGUGUACGGAGUGUGGGAAGUGCUUCAGUGAGAGUGGAAGUUUUACUCUGCAUCAACGAACUCAUACAGGGGAGAAACCAUAUAAAUGUAUUGAGUGUGGGAAGUGUUUCAGUGAAAGUAGAAAACUUACUGUACACCAACAAAUUCACACAGGGGACAAACCCUUUAAAUGUAUGGAGUGUGGGAAGAGUUUCAGUCAGAAUGGAAGCCUUACUGUACACCAACAAAUUCACAGAGAGGAAAAACCAUUCAGAUGUAUGGAGUGCGGAAAGAGCUUCAGUCAGAGUGGAAGCCUUACUAUACAUCAACGCAGUCACACAGGGGAGAAACCAUUCAGAUGUAUGGAGUGUGGGAAGGGCUUCAGUCAGUGUUCACACCUUACUAGACAUCAACGGACUCACACAGGGGAGAAACCAUUUAAAUGUAUGGAGUGUGGGAAGGGCUUCAGUCACAAUGGAAUACUUACUGUUCAUCUACGAACUCAUACAGGGGAGAAACCCUUUAGAUGUAUGGAGUGUGGGCAGAGCUUCAGUCACAAUGGAAUCCUUACUGUACAUCAACGAACUCAUACAGGGGAAAAACCAUUUAAAUGUAUGGAGUGUGGGAAGGGCUUCAGUCAGUGUUCACACCUUACUAUACAUCAACGAACUCACACAGGGGAGAAACCAUUUAAAUGUAUGGAGUGUGGGAAGAGCUUCAGUCACAAUGGAAUACUUACUGUACAUCAACGAACUCAUACAGGGGAGAAACCAUUUAAAUGUAUGGAUUGUGGGAAGGGUUUCAGUGAGAGUGGAGCUCUUACAAGACAUCAGCAAACUCACACAGGAGAGAAACCAUUUAGAUGUAUGGAGUGUGGAAAGAGCUUCAGACACACCUCACACCUUACUCUACAUCUACGAAUUCACACAGGGGAGAAACCAUUUAGAUGUAUAGAGUGUGGAAAGAGCUUCAGUCGGUGUUCACAUCUUAAUAUACAUGUACGAACUCACACAGGGGAGAAACCAUUUAAAUGUAUGCAUUGUGGGAAGAGUUUCAUUGAGAGUGGAGCUCUUACUAAACAUCAACGAUCUCACACAGGGGAGAAACCUUUUAAAUGUAUGGGUUGUGGGAAGUGCUUCAGUAAGAGUGUAACUCUUGGAAAACAUCAGCAAACUCACAGAGAAACAAGUGUUUAAAUGAAAGUGUUGAAUCUAUUUCAAUUAUAAUGGAGUUCUUAAGCAACAUCUAUGAACUCUCACAUGGGCGAACCCAUUUAGAUAUAGGGAAUGUUCCGAGUUUUCCC